UGCCAGGCAUCAAUCUCCUUGCUCAAGGAGUGGGGUCCAGGUCUGGGUCUCCAUUUCUGCUGGGUGUUUCUGGGGAGGGAGACCCCUGGGAUUUUUUUGCACGGUGAGAAUUGAAGGCGCGCUGAUAUUCCGGAGGGGGAGGAAUUCCCACAAGCGCCUUGCAGAAAGCCUCCUGUGCGGCGUGGCCAUGCGCUGGCCCCAGGGCUCCCUAGACCCACAAGGGGUUAACAGCGAGCCGGGCUUGGGUCCAGGCCUCCUGACUUCUGGUCUAGUGUCUGCUGAACCAUGCCAAUUUAGAAUCCCCAAGAACGGAAAAACAGGCCUGCGGGAAAGUAGGAAAGUAGGAUUACUGCACCGGCCUGGAUGUUUUCCUGAAUUCCAGCUUCUUGGAUCCAAGCCCUGGCUACAUAUCUUAUUAGCAGUUACUCAGGUGGCGCAGCGGGAGGCAGGAUGCUCUGGGGGCUGUCUCUGUGGGCUCUCUGUGCAUGGGCCGGGGCUUUCGCUGGUGAGCAGGACGAGGACACUGUCUUUGACCUUUUCAGCAUCAGCAACAUAAACCGGAAGACCAUCGGUGCCAAGCAGUUCCGAGGGCCCGACCCCGGGGGGCCUGCCUACCGCUUCGUGCGGUUCGACUAUAUCCCCCCAGUGAACGCAGCCGAGCUGGACAGGAUCAUCGGGGCCAUGCGGCGGAAGGACGGCUUCUUCCUUACUGCCCAGCUGAAGCAGGACCGAAGGUCCCGGGGCACACUGCUGGCCCUGGAGGGUCCGGGUGCUUCCCAGAGGCAGUUUGAGAUUGUCUCCAAUGGCCCAGCUGACACCCUGGACCUCACCUACUGGGUGGAGGACACCGAGCACGUGGUUUCCCUGGAGGAUGUGGGCCUGGCUGACUCCCAAUGGAAGAAUAUCACUGUGCAGGUGGCCAGUGAGACCUACAGUCUGUAUGUAGGCUGUGACCUCAUGGACAGCUUCUCCCUGGACGAGCCCUUCUAUGAACAGCUGGAGGCAGAGCGGAGCAGGAUGUAUGUGGCCAAAGGCGCUUCCCGGGAGAGUCACUUCAGGGGUUUGCUGCAGAACGUGCACUUGGUGUUUGAGAAUUCUGUAGAAGAUGUUCUCAGGAGGAAAGGCUGUCAGCAAGGCCAGGGAGCCGAAGUCAAUGCCAUCAGCGAGCACACGGAGACCUUGCAUCUGAGUCCUCACAUCACCACGGAGCUGGUGGGUCACGGAGUGGAUCAGAGGCCGGAGGUGUGUGAGCACUCCUGCGAGGAGCUGGCCAACAUGAUGCGCGAGCUGUCUGGGUUGCACGUCUUGGUGCGCCAACUUGAUGACAACCUGAGGAAAGUGUCCAGUGAUAACCAGUUUCUCUGGGAGCUCAUUGGUGGCCCACCCAAGACAAAGAACAUGUCAGCCUGCUGGCAGGAUGGUCGAUUCUUUGCAGAAAAUGAAACCUGGGUGGUGGACAGUUGCACCACAUGCACCUGCAAGAAAUUCAAAACUAUUUGCCACCAAAUCUCUUGCCCACCAGUAACGUGUGCCCACCCAUCCUUUGCGGAAGGCCAGUGCUGCCCUACCUGCUCUCACGAGGUGGACAGCGAGGAAGGCUGGUCUCCGUGGUCAGAGUGGACUGAGUGCUCCGUGACAUGUGGCUCUGGAACCCAGCAGAGAGGCCGGUCAUGUGAUGUCACCAGCAACACCUGCCUCGGGCCCUCCAUCCAGACUCGGACUUGUAGCCUAGGCAAAUGCGACCCACGCAUACGGCAGAACGGUGGCUGGAGCCAUUGGUCACCCUGGUCUUCGUGCUCAGUGACCUGUGGAAUCGGCAACAUCACACGCAUUCGCCUCUGCAACUCCCCAGUGCCCCAGAUGGGGGGCAAGAACUGCAAAGGCAGUGGCCGGGAGACCAAGACCUGCGAGGGUCCACCCUGCCCAAUCGAUGGCCGCUGGAGCCCCUGGUCCCCAUGGUCGACCUGCACAGUCACCUGCGGUGGAGGAAUCCGUGAGCGCACGCGGGCCUGCAACAAUCCCGAGCCACAGCAUGGGGGAAAGGACUGCGUGGGGGAUGUGAAGGAGUACCACAUGUGCAACAGGAGGAGCUGCCCCAUAGAUGGGUGCUUGUCCAACCCCUGCUUCCCUGGGGCCGCGUGUAACAGCUUCCCGGAUGGAUCCUGGUCCUGCGGCUCCUGCCCAGUGGGGUUCGUGGGCAAUGGGACUCACUGUGAAGACCUGGACGAGUGUGCUGUGGUGGCAGACAUCUGCUUCUCUACCAACAAAGCUUCCCGCUGCAUCAACACCCAGCCUGGCUUCCACUGCCUGCCCUGCCCACCACGCUACAAGGGCACCCAGCCCUUUGCAGUAGGCCUGGAGGCUGCCAAGACAGAAAAGCAGGUGUGCGAGCCUGAAAACCCUUGUAAGGACAAGACACACAACUGCCACCGGCAUGCGGAGUGCAUCUACCUGGGCCACUUCAGCGACCCCAUGUACAAGUGCGAGUGCCAGAUAGGCUAUGCAGGCGAUGGGCUUAUCUGCGGGGAGGACUCGGACCUGGACGGCUGGCCCAACAGCAACCUGGUCUGUGCCACCAAUGCUACCUACCACUGCAUCAAGGACAACUGCCCGCAGCUCCCCAAUUCUGGCCAGGAAGAUUUUGACAAGGAUGGAGUUGGAGAUGCCUGUGACGAGGAUGAUGACAAUGAUGGAGUGAGGGAUGAGAAGGACAAUUGCCAGCUGCUGUUCAACCCCCGGCAGUCUGAUUAUGACAAGGAUGAGGUUGGGGACCGCUGUGACAACUGCCCCUAUGUGCACAACCCUGCUCAGAUUGAUACAGACAGCAACGGCGAGGGAGAUGCCUGCUCCGUGGACAUUGAUGGCGAUGACGUCUUCAAUGAAAGAGACAACUGUCCCUACGUCUACAAUACUGACCAGAGAGACACGGAUGGCGAUGGUGUGGGUGACCACUGUGACAACUGCCCCCUGAUGCACAAUCCUGAUCAGACGGACCUGGACAAUGACCUUGUGGGAGACCAGUGUGAUAACAAUGAAGACAUAGAUGAUGAUGGCCACCAGAACAACCAAGACAACUGCCCCUACAUUUCCAACGCCAACCAAGCGGACCAUGACAAUGACGGCAAGGGUGAUGCCUGUGACCCUGAUGAUGACAAUGACGGGAUUCCAGAUGACAGGGACAACUGCCGGCUGGUAUCCAACCCUGACCAGGAGGACUCAGAUGGUGAUGGGCGGGGUGAUAUUUGUAAAGAAGACUUUGAUAAUGACAAUGUACCAGACAUCGAUGAUGUGUGCCCUGAAAACAAUGCCAUCAGUGAGACUGACUUCAGGAACUUCCAGAUGGUUCCCUUGGACCCCAAAGGGACCACCCAGAUCGAUCCCAAUUGGGUCAUCCGUCACCAAGGCAAGGAGCUGGUUCAGACAGCAAACUCAGAUCCUGGCAUCGCUGUAGGUUUUGACGAGUUUGGGUCGGUGGACUUCAGUGGCACAUUCUACGUGAACACAGACCGGGAUGAUGACUAUGCAGGCUUCGUCUUUGGAUACCAGUCCAGCAGCCGAUUCUAUGUGGUGAUGUGGAAGCAGGUGACCCAGACCUACUGGGAGGACCAGCCCAGCCGGGCCUAUGGCUACUCAGGGGUGUCGCUCAAGGUGGUCAACUCCACGACGGGCACUGGAGAGCACCUGCGGAACGCACUGUGGCACACGGGGAACACGGAGGGGCAGGUGAGGACGUUGUGGCAUGAUCCCAAAAACAUUGGCUGGAAGGAUUACACUGCCUACCGGUGGCAUCUGAUUCACAGACCUAAGACGGGGUACAUGAGAGUCUUGGUGUAUGAAGGGAAGCAGGUCAUGGCUGACUCGGGACCAAUCUAUGACCAAACCUACUCUGGCGGGAGACUGGGUCUGUUUGUCUUCUCUCAAGAAAUGGUCUACUUCUCGGACCUCAAGUACGAGUGCAGAGAUGUCUAGAUAAGCCGUGCUGGAUUUCCAGAAAUGUGCUACAAAGGCUGUUACUUAGACAUCUCAGUGCACCCCGGUACUUGUAGAUUUUCUCUCUUUUGUGGCACUCAGUGCUCCUUGACCUUGAUUUUGAGUGGUUCUUCAGCUCCUUCAUCAGUCCCAAGUCCAAGUGCCUUCAGAUGACAACCAUGAUUGGAACCCAGAGAUGCACAUCUAACCUUCUACUGGAAAAGUUUGAUGACAGAGGAGAUUUUGUGUGGAGUGAAAAUUGGGCAUGACAUUGCAUUCCUUUUGCUUGUUUGUUUAAAAAGAAUGAUGUUUACAUGUGAAAUGUAAUUACUUAUUGUAUUUAUAUGUAUAUGAAGUUGAAGGGAAUAUUGUGCAUAAGCCAUUAUUAUAAAUUAAGCAUGGAAACUAUUGCUCAGCUAUUUUCAGUGCUUAAUGUUUUCACUAUUCUUGGAUUAGUGCUGUUUCACAUAACACACACGUCCUUCAGGUCAACCAUAAGGAAGGGUCAAGCAGAGCUUGAAGCAAUGCCACAGCAAGGACAGGAUUAGGAAAUAACUGUCACGUGAUUCUGUGGCCCAAUACGGGAUGCUGGGAAAUACAGAUCGACUCAAUGGAGCAGAGAAAGUAGUUAGAGAAUUAAGCCAAUUUCUUCCCCUUUCUCCUCCUGUCCCACAAUAGGAGCCUCAUGUUUGACAGAGAUGGAGCUCUAUCAAAGAGAAGGUCCCUGCACAGAGGAGCUCUCGUGACCCCACUGCAGGCUUGGCACAGCCAUGGAGGGAAAGGCAAGCAGAGUGACAAGGGUCAUGUCAGCCAGCUGCUCCUGCUGAGUGGGCUGUGAGCUUUCUCUCCCGGCCAGUGGUCCUCUGGCUCUGCAGCCUGACCACAGGGAUGUUUGCUUGGGGCUUCUUUCUUGAUCUCAGUUCCUGCAGAGCAGCUGACCUGAUAAACAAGACAGCUGUGCAUGCUGGCAUCUUGUUCCUGUUCUAGGCUUUGGAAGCUAUGGAAAAGUUUGCUUUUACUUAAUGUAGGAACACAUUUCUCUGAGGUUCGAGUUAUGUGUUUUGUUAAUAUUUAUUAAAAAGACCAGAGAAUGCAGCUCCACUCACCAAUAACUUAUUUUAAACAUGCUAAGUAACACAUAUGUAGUGUAAUUUCUAGAAAUAAACAUGUAACAAGGAUAUAAUAAUAUGAAGAUACAGUUACCACAAAGCAUCUGCCUGUUGAAACGCAAGGCUUUAUAAUACUAUGUUGUCACGAUAAAGCCUGCUGUAAGAUGUAAUAGGCCAAAUAAAUAAUAUUGACGACUUCAUAAUGAAACCUUAAUAUAUUCUGUUGCUAGUGAUUUUAGUACAGUUUUUUCCCACUAUUAUCUAUCUGAUGUACAUAGUUUUUAAAAUUUGAAUGCUGAAGAAUAAUCUUGUCAGCACACCCAAUAACCAAUCACAGGAACAGACACAAGUCUGAUUCAAGUCUGAUUUUGAGCUUCUCUGUCUGCAGUUUUUAUUUUGUCCUACUGCACGUGAGGGGUUAGUGGAAGCUUGUCUUGUCUGUCUGACAUGGGACCAAUCUCUCUUCUCUCUCAUAAUUGUGCUACAUUUCUAGGUCAAAUAGAACCCAUAACUUUUGUCUUAACUUCCAGAGUAUUUCAUUUUGAUAAAAUUAUUUUUUGCUUCCUUUGAGGUUGGUACUCUUGGUUUGCUUCACUUCUCAUUUUUGUGGAACUGUAUUCCCAUAGCCAGCAAAGGGUUGGGAGACUUCAUUAAAUGUGACAAUUGUGAAGAGUGCGUAGGCCUCUGUCUUGGGGGCGUUUGGUCCAACAGUACCAUGGGGGUGAUGAUGUGAAUACUUAGAAUGUACCAUAGUUUUUUUUUUUGUAAAUUAUUUGUUUUUUUUUAAACAAGUUUCUCAUUUAGCGUAAUGAAGCUUUGUUUUGCCAAAGAUUGUAAAUAUUUAUUUAUUUGUUCACAUGGUCAAAAUUUCACCACUGAGACCCUGAAUUUAGCUAGAACCUCAUUUUUAUACUUUGAAGAUUAAUACAGGAAAUAAAUUAUAAAAAGGUUUUCUAUAAAUGAA
Molecule: messenger RNA, 6042 nt
Organism: Cavia porcellus (domestic guinea pig)
Lineage: Eukaryota; Metazoa; Chordata; Mammalia; Rodentia; Caviidae
Gene: Thbs2
Product: thrombospondin 2
Exons: 23
Coding region: 451-3969 (1172 amino acids)
Biological process (GO): cell adhesion; negative regulation of angiogenesis
Cellular component (GO): extracellular region
Molecular function (GO): calcium ion binding; protein binding
Source: RefSeq, a predicted model, not a curated record